This is a messenger RNA of Sinocyclocheilus grahami, 1285 nucleotides long. RefSeq lists its product as uncharacterized. The transcript is spliced from 5 exons. Gene Ontology annotation, cellular component: external side of plasma membrane. Bases 37 to 924 code for a protein of 295 amino acids. Gene Ontology annotation, biological process: cell surface receptor signaling pathway; immune response; cellular response to lipopolysaccharide. Lineage: Eukaryota; Metazoa; Chordata; Actinopteri; Cypriniformes; Cyprinidae. The record is from RefSeq and is a predicted model, not a curated record.
GUGUGCAGAUGUGUCAAACACACUGAGCACAUCAACAUGUUUUUAAAAUGGACUACAAACUGUCUUUUAUUUUUGACUUUAAUUUAUCUUCCACAUACAGGCGGAAGGAAUGUUUCCACAGUAAUCAAAGGAGAAACUGUGCAUCUGCCCUGCCAGUCACCUAAAGACAGUGAUCAAUUUAAUGUAGAGUGGACAAAAUAUAGUACAAAUAGUACCACUAUUUGUAAAUGGAUGAUUAAUAAAGAUACUGUAUCUCCCAUCAGUGAAUGCGCUCCUCGUUUUACAUUAACCAGAGAGCCUUUAAAAAUACAAAUAAAAGACGUUCAGCCCAGUGACUCUGGUUAUCACAGCUGUAAAACGACAAGAAUAAUUCCACCACCAUCAUUGGACUACUUCACAAAUAUGACACUCCAAGUUGUAGUAGUUGUUCCACAUCUGCAGAAAUUGAACAGCAGUAAUGACACCUGUCUCCAUCUGCUCUGCUCUGUGGAGGGUCUGACAACUGAGGUGAACUUCACCUGGAGCCAGGGUGAAAGGUCACUUCAUCCAUUCACAUCUUAUUACAUGAACAGCGAGCUGCGUCUGUGUAAACCUGACUGGCGUGAAGGAGAGACAAUCACCUGUUAUGCCAGAUACUCAAGUACACAAACCCAUAGAAGUAUAAAAGUCACCUCAGAGACACCUUCUGACAAAGCUGUUGACAGUGUGCCGUUCCAGCUGCUGAUCAUCUCAUGCAGUGCUGCUGCAGGCCUCAUCUUCUGCAGCAUCCUCACGGUUGUUAUUUGCAAAUGCAGAAAGCAAGACGAACAUGGAUCUGUAGUGUUCAGCAAUAAAGUCUAUGAGAACUUCAGUUUCGCCAUGGGCCGUCAGAACAUGCAGUCCAAUGACAAACCACAGCCAGAAGAGUGUAUUUAUGAGAACUAACUGCUGCUGCUGCUGCUUACAUAACCUUUGCUUUAAAGCCAGAUCGGCCCAGUUGUUACGAAGGCAGUACUUAGUCUUUUGCUAAGAUAUAUUUGAUGGUGCACUGCGAAUGUGAAGCAAACGGUCACUGCAUUGUUUACAAACAAUAUUUUUUCUAGUAACUGUUUUUAUUUUUUUUAGCACUGUAGGUGCACUGAACUGUUAUGUCUGUUAAAUUAAUUUAAAUUAUGAUAAUAAGCAGGGACCUUAUAUCCGUUUUCUCAGAUACAAUGCAAAGGCAUUAUUAAAGUCUCUCUUAGCACUUUUUGUUGUAAGACUUUUGUUUUUGAUAUGGUAUUUAGACUGUCUAUAUUGCAAUAUG